Messenger RNA from Venustampulla echinocandica, 303 nucleotides. RefSeq lists its product as uncharacterized. NCBI's taxonomy places the organism in Eukaryota, Fungi, Ascomycota, Leotiomycetes, Helotiales, Pleuroascaceae. The coding region runs from base 1 to 303 and encodes 100 amino acids. The record is from RefSeq and is a predicted model, not a curated record. The transcript has a single exon.
AUGGAGGUGGCGGUGAUGGAUAGGAGGGUUCGACUUUGUGGCCGUACCCGUAACCGGGCUUGGGCUGUCGGGCGGUAUGUGGAGAGGGCUCUGGUGGAUCCUGUGGGCUUCGCUGGAGCCGUCCAAGAGAUUGUACAGUAUGCUAUGCGUCAAGCCCGUCGGGAGGCGUACCUUGGCCUUGGCCAUCCCAUCGAGACUAAUCUAUCUCCAUAUCCUGACAACAUAUCCGGAAAUCGUUUCGCCGCCCUUGAAGGCCGCCGUCUCGUUGUCGAGAACAAUUGCCAACUCGCGGCCGUCCACUGA